AUGCCGGGCUACACACUAGCAGUCAUCGGGUGCGGCACCAUGGGCGUCGCCAUCCUGUCUGGCGUACUCGACUCUCAACGAUCGCAGCAGGCGCUUGCAUCGUCAAUGGCAUCCUCCAUCUCUUCGCUAAACGACUCCACCACGGGCGACGACCUCACCGAGCUGCCCAGCAGAUACAUUGCCACGGUCAACCGGCUUGAGUCUGUGCGUCGCCUCAAGAAGACCUUCUCCGAGUAUCCCGACAUCGAGAUCCACGCGGGCAAAAACGUCCAAGCCGCCCGGGAUGCCGACGUGAUCCUCCUCGGCUGCAAGCCACAGAUGGUGGAGGACAUCAUCGCCGAGCCGGGCAUGAAGGAGGCGUUGGACGGGAAGCUGGUCAUCUCUAUCUGCGCUGGUCUGCGCAUUUCGCAGAUGGUUGAAUGGGUGACUCCCGCAACCAAAGUGGUGCGUGCGAUGCCCAACACCCCCUGCAAGAUUCGCGAAGGCAUGACCAUCCUCACCCCUUUGCCGUCAUCCCUGCCCAACGCAGGACUUGACCGCAACAUCCUCCUCUCCAUAUUCAGCGCCGUCGGGCGGUGUCGCUUCUUGGACGAAAAGCACUUUGAUGCGUGCACAGCGCUCGCCGGCUCCGGUCCUGCGUUUGCGUGCGUGUUCCUGGAAGCCAUGGCAGAUGGAGGGGUAAUGAUGGGUCUCCCGCGACAGGAGGCGCUGGAGUUGGCUGCGCAGACCAUGCAGGGUGCUGCGAGGAUGGUCAUGCAGUCCGGAAUGCAUCCCGCUGCUAUCAAGGAUUCGGUGACCACGCCCGGCGGAUGCACGAUUGCGGGUCUGUUGAACUUGGAGGACGGCAAGGUCAGGAGCACUGUUGCGCGUACCAUCCAGGCUGCUGCGGAACACGCCAGCGGGCUCGGUCAGAACAAGAAGUAG
This is a messenger RNA of Sporisorium graminicola, 924 nucleotides long. RefSeq lists its product as uncharacterized. NCBI's taxonomy places the organism in Eukaryota, Fungi, Basidiomycota, Ustilaginomycetes, Ustilaginales, Ustilaginaceae. Gene Ontology annotation, molecular function: pyrroline-5-carboxylate reductase activity. Bases 1 to 924 code for a protein of 307 amino acids. The transcript has a single exon. Gene Ontology annotation, biological process: L-proline biosynthetic process. The record is from RefSeq and is a predicted model, not a curated record.